Messenger RNA from Lingula anatina, 1823 nucleotides. RefSeq names its product RING finger protein 32. NCBI's taxonomy places the organism in Eukaryota, Metazoa, Brachiopoda, Lingulata, Lingulida, Lingulidae. The record is from RefSeq and is a predicted model, not a curated record. Gene Ontology annotation, molecular function: protein binding.
UAUUGUUUUCCUUGGUUUUCCGUUCUCGAAAAUGAGUGGGUUUUCACAGCUUCGACCAAAGGCAAGCCUUCGGGACAAAGCACAGAAUUCGGGCAGCAGUUCUGCCUUGGCAGCUGUUGCUUUACAAGACCAUAUCAUGAAAAACCUACAACUGUCAAUGACGUUUGGGCCAAAGAGGAUUCCCCCAGGAAAACCUCGACCAAAGAAGGAGGUUAAAGCUGUGGUGGACACUGGAAGAGGUACUACAGUAAAGCCAGGCCCAAAGAAGAAGCAAGAAGAUGAAGAAAAAGAAUUUGUGCUAGAUCGCAAACCCCCACCCCCUACACUAGCCCAAAAACUAGGUCUAGUUGAUGCUCCAGAACAACUGCUGACAGAAACAGAGUGGAAUGAAGUGAAACAAAAAUCCAGUAAAAGAGAUGACUUUAGGCAACCGUGUGUUAUAUGUAAAGAGGACCUGGGGUCUCAACAACAGGUUCUGUUGUCUUGUUCACAUGUCUUUCACAGGGCAUGUCUGCAGGCAUUUGAGAGGUACACGGGGAGAAAAACGUGCCCCAUGUGUCGCAGAGAACAAUACCAAACCAGGGUGGUCCAUGACGGUACCAGACAUUACAAGGAGAAGUGUGCAACCACCAUACAGGCAGCAUGGCGUGGCUAUGUGGUUAGAAAGUGGUAUCUGAACCUCAGGGAGACAGUUCCACCAAAUGAUCCUAAUUUACGGAGGAAGUUCUAUGAGGACAAGUUACACAACAUAACAGACAGAAUAGUGAGGUCUUGUGACUUUGACAUCAACAACUUUUUUGCGGAGUUGGACAGGAACUUGGAAGCCAGUCGUGAGGUGUUCCAGAACUUUGAGACUGCUGUGAGGCCAAUAGAUGAUGAGGAAUGGGACAGGAUACAGCAGAGAGCAGUAGAACGUGGUAAUAAGGAAUGCCCUAUAUGCCUCACAUCAUUAUGGGAAACCGAUAUGAAAUCACCAAGGAAUGAGUCAAACUCUUUGCAAGCUAAGGCAAAAGAGACUGUGGCUAAAAUUGCUAACAAGCAAUCUCAUCUCACGUCUGGUUCAGUAAACCAAAGGUCCAGGUCAGGUGGAAGUCCAGGAAAAGAGUCAAGGUCAUAUAUGGGUGUUCAUAAAGACACGUUAUUACAGAAGUCUGCCUCUGCUCCGCAACCAGGGAGAGGGAAACUUUCCAAGAAAACUACGUCUCAUGUUAGUAGUACUACAGAUAAAAGCAUGACUGGGGAUGUGACAUUGUCCAACGUGGAGAAAUCUAAGGACAACAGCAUAGCCACUAGUAAAUCAGAACAGUCUACCACUAAGAGAAAACAAGUCAAAGAGACGGUAUUACUGUCCUGUUCGCAUGUAUUCCAUAAGAACUGUGUAGAGGCAUUUGAAGAACUGGCUGUGGGAGAGAAGAGACACUCCUGUCCAGUGUGCAGGGCAUCAUAUCAGAAGAAAAUUUUAACAUCUGAAAACUUGAGUCUGAAGAUGCAUUUGUAGAGAAAAAUAUUUAGAGAUUUGGUGCUAAUUUUUAAAUAACGAGAGUCUUAAUUUUUAAAUUGUUACCCCCUUGAAAACAAUUCGAGCCCGCUCAUUAGUUAAAAGUGACUGUAUACCUUUAAUUUUAUGCAAUCAAAUAUCAUCACCCUAGGGUAUAAAGUCUGACCAAAACGUAUUCUCAUGCAACUGCCCAAAAAAAAAAAGGGUAAAAUGUUUUAAUUAACCAUACUUUGCCCAAUUUAACAUGCUUUUGGUUAUGAUUUGGAUUCGAUCAGAAUUUUCCAGUACUUUGACUUGAAGGCAUUUAUCCAAGUUAAAUGAAAAU